UUGAUUAGUUUCAACUGGACAAUUCCGAAUGACGCCGCACUAGGCGUCAGCUGAAGCGGCUCAGUCAAUUUUCUUUCUCUAAGUCCAUUGAACCAACCAACCACCACCACUCUCCACUCUCGCUCGCUCCGCCGAUAAUUUGCUUCUCUCCGACGAACUUCUCCGAUCUCUUCACCGGCGACUCCAAGUUUUGUAGACGAUGAUCAUUACUAAGCAGUAUCGCUGCAUACACUCAGCCAGUUGUAAGUGUACAAAAGGGCAUCUUAGCGAAGAAAUUAUAUUUCUGGUUGUUCAGCAAUUGAAUUGGAAUCCUAAGUCGAUUGCAACUUUAUCUUGUGUAUGCAAAUGGUUUGAUGACCUUGCAAAGAGAGUGCUCUGGAAGGAGUUUUGUAAGACUAGAGCUCCCAAAAUGAUGCUUGAUUUACAGUCUAGUGGGAGUCAUAGUGUUGAUGGGAACUGGAGGGCUCUUGGAAAGCUUCUUAUUUACUGCUCUGGAUGUAAUAAAGGUGGCUUAUUCAAUAGCAUCCACAUUCCAGGACACUUUGUUUAUAGAACUAGGUUCUCUAGGACCUCCGGAAAGAGCUUUCUGUUGCCACAAUGCAGGACAGAUGUUUUGUAUGUUUCUGAUCCUUGCGAGCAUCUUGACCAAGGAGAUGAGGGGGAUAUUGGAUUUUUUCGGGGAAUAUUUAAAUCCUUUGCUUCCUCAAAAGUUUAAANGCGUAAAAUGUUGAUUAAGAGGGAGGCUCAGCUCCAUCCAACAGAAGUGUGCCCUUACUGUAAGGCGAAACUGUGGAGCAUGCUGCAAGCAAAAAUGAUGCCAGCUAGUGCCAGCUGUAGAUUGGGUGCUUAUGAAGAUGCAGUUGAGUAUUAUGUGUGCCUAAACGGGCAUGUGCUUGGGAUAUGUACCCUCUUGCCCUUGUCUGAUUCUGAGGAAGCUUCAGAUCACAGUGAUGCAUGAAUGCAGGUGUUAGAGACGGUUUUCAUCGAUUUGGGAACUUGGCGGGUGCUGUUCACUGAGAGAUCAAAUCGUAGAGCCAUUCAGUGGAAGGUCUCUUUCGGUGACAUGGAGUUGUUUCUCCGCAAGCUUGCCACUUCCCAAACUUCUCUGACCAGCGCAGUACAAUGGAAACCUAUUCCUGUCCAUUAUGUCUCAGUUGUAACAAGCACCUCUAGAAUUUCUUUGUAUAUUUUAUGAUCUCAAAUGUGCAUCUUAUUUGAGUGACACGUUGGAAUCUGUAACAUUUUAUUGUUGUUUGUUGUGAAGCAGUUAAGUCACACCAUGUAAAUUUUGAAAAAUUAAAUGCGAUUCUUGUGCAGCCCGA
Molecule: messenger RNA, 1322 nt
Organism: Nicotiana tabacum (common tobacco)
Lineage: Eukaryota; Viridiplantae; Streptophyta; Magnoliopsida; Solanales; Solanaceae
Product: EID1-like F-box protein 2
Molecular function (GO): protein binding
Source: RefSeq, a predicted model, not a curated record